GCGAGGGCCCGCAGCGCUGCCCGGAGGUGUGGGAAGGCAGCCAAGCCUUGCGGCUCGGUAGCCAGGUGCCCUCUGCCCGGGAUCACCUGCCAAGGCUGGCCCAUCCCCGCUCGGGUUGGUCGCGCAGGGCCCGGGCCCGCGGCCGGUCCGGCCCCGCUCCGCUCCGCAGCGCCGUUUCCGGGCCCGCGGGCAGGUGAGGCGGCGGCGGGCGGAGCGGAGCGGCCGCAAUGAGGCUGCUGCUGCUGGCGUGUCUGCGGGCACAGACCGGCAACGCCACCACGGCCGCCAGGAUCCGGAAUCAUCUCCACGCUGCAGGUCACAUCUGUGUUCUUGAAGAUGCUUUCAUGUACGAGAGUCCAGCUGCCAUAGCAAACCUGACCUCCACAGCCAAGUUUGAUGCAGCCCUGGCCAUUCACCUCUACAAAGCAGGCAGGCUGCUGCAAGGGAGCAGAAUUCCUUUUGGAAUCAUCUUUGGUGGGACAGAUGUCAAUGAAGAUAUCAAAUGUAAGGAGAAACGCCAGGUAAUGGGAGCAGUGCUGGAGAGAGCCAGGUUCGCAGUGGCUUUCACGGUGGAGAUGAAGGAGCUGGCAGCGGCACAGUGGCCAGAUGCUAGGAAGAAAAUUUAUGUCCAAAGUCAAGGAAUUAAAACUGCACCCAGUGAAACAUUUGACUGGCACAGAUUCCUACAAAAUGCAGGCAUUGCUGCAGGCCCGGGCAGGGUCCAUCUGUUCCUCCUGGUCUGUGGGCUCCGCAGAGUCAAGGACCCUCUGUAUUUGGUGGAAGCUUUCUCAGACUGGCACAGGAAGGAUCCCAGUGUCCAUCUGGGCAUUAUUGGACCUGCAGUUGAUCCAGUUUUCACCAGUGAAGUCCAGGAGAGAGUCAAAAGGGCUGCUUUCCCUGUGGCUGCCUCAGCAGCUCUCUGCUCUCGCAGGGCCCCCGGGGUGCAUGUGCUGCAGGAGCUGCCCCAGCAGGAGCUGCACGCUGCUCUCAGGAGCUGCCUGGCCCUGGUCAACAGCUCCAUCUCCGAGGGCAUGUCUGCUGCCAUCCUGGAGGCAAUGGAUUUAGAAAUUCCAGUGCUGGCCAGGAACAUUCCUGGGAAUGCAGCAAUAAUAAAGCACAAGGAGACAGGACUGCUCUUUUCAACUCCCCAGGAGUUUGUUGCACUGUCCAAGAGUUUAAUGAGCGACCCCGUUCUGGAAAAGGAAAUUGUAACCAGGGCCAAAGACUACGUGGAGAAGCAUCAUUCCUGGGAAGGGGAAAGGAAAACCUACCAGAACCUUGUGCAGAGACUGCAGUGACUGGGCAGGCUCCAGCAGAGCACCUUAACAGUGGAAAUGUGAUUGGGUUUGGGUUUCUCUUGGGGUCUUUCUAGAAAAAUACUCAGACUUUGCUAUUCUGUUUGAUCAACCCCCAGCCACAGGGCUGAGCCCAGAGCAGGCUCAGUUUGGGGGCAGCAGAGGAGGCAGCCCUGGGGCAGGGGCCGGGUGUUUGCUGCUCUGAGCUCCCAGGGCAGGGCACUGCUGGCACACAGAGCUCACAGGGACCCUGCUGCACCCUGGCAGCCCCGUGGGCACAGCCAGGAGUGUGCACAUCAGGCACUGUUCAAUGUGCUGCCUCCCAGCCCCUGUGAGCCCCACGGGCACAGCCAGGAGUGUGCACAUCAGGGAAUGUUCAAUGUGCUGCCUCCCAGCCCCUGUGAGCCCCACGGGCACAGCCAGGAGUGUGCACAUCAGGGAAUGUUCAAUGUGCUGCCUCCCAGCCCCUGUGAGCCCUCUGGGCACAGC
Molecule: messenger RNA, 1784 nt
Organism: Motacilla alba alba
Lineage: Eukaryota; Metazoa; Chordata; Aves; Passeriformes; Motacillidae
Gene: GLT1D1
Product: glycosyltransferase 1 domain containing 1
Exons: 12
Coding region: 228-1298 (356 amino acids)
Molecular function (GO): glycosyltransferase activity
Source: RefSeq, a predicted model, not a curated record